Messenger RNA from Aspergillus novofumigatus IBT 16806, 1521 nucleotides. Its product is annotated as HpcH/HpaI aldolase family protein. Lineage: Eukaryota; Fungi; Ascomycota; Eurotiomycetes; Eurotiales; Aspergillaceae. Gene Ontology annotation, cellular component: cytoplasm. The coding region runs from base 256 to 1068 and encodes 270 amino acids. Gene Ontology annotation, molecular function: aldehyde-lyase activity. The record is from RefSeq and is a predicted model, not a curated record. The transcript is spliced from 5 exons.
AGAGCAGAUGCGACAUGUCGGCCCCCUGUGCACCCCACGCCCCCCAACAUCGGCCCGUAGACCGACCCCGCAAGGAAGUAAUUCAGUGUCGUAAUCUGAUCGGGGCAAUUCCCAGCGAGGACCGCGGGGUGACAAUUCCCCUGUCACCCCUCUUUAGAUUUCUUGUGCCCGUUUAGCAUUUUCACUUUUACCUUCUAUUUUAUUUCCUUUCUCCUUCUCAAUCAUUCUCGUUCAUACAGAGAGUACACGAAUACAAUGGAGGCAAUGCAAGCAGCGAAUCGACUCCAGCGCGCUCUCCGCACCGAGCGCGGACUGUCCUUUGGUGCGUGGCAGAUGCUUCCUGGGGCGAACCAUGCGCGGUUCAUGGCUAGGACGGGGUAUGAUUGGAUUUGUGUGGAUACGGAGCAUGGGAAUAUUGCUGACUGGCAGAUGCAUGAGGCUGUGGCUGCUAUUGCUGCUACUGGGGUGAGUCCCAUUGUACGGAUUGCUGCGAAUGAGGGGUGGAUGGUGAAGCGGGCCUUGGAUGCGGGCGCUCAUGGAAUCGUCGUGCCUCUUUUGUAUACUGCUGAUGAUGCGCGGAGGUUGGUGGAGUCUGCCAAGUUCCCGCCUGUUGGCCGGAGAGGCUUUGGGAGUCCCUUCGCCAUGGGCUCUAUUGGUGGUGUUUCUGGAGUGGAGUACCUCCAGGGGGCCAACGAUGCGCUGCUCACCAUUGUGCAGAUUGAGACUAAGGAGGCAUUUGAGAAUGUAGAGGAGAUUGCCAAGGUCCCCGGCAUCGAUGUCCUGUUCGUCGGACCCUGGGAUCUGGGAAACAAUAUCGGCCGUCCCGUCACGGGCGCAUUCCAUGAAGACCUCGAGGCUGCGAUUGAGCGGAUCCGCAAGGCUGCUGUCGAUAACGGAAAGAGGGCCGGUAUCUACUGCGUGGGUGGUGCGGCUGCAAAGAAGUACGCCGACCAGGGUUUCCACAUGAUCUCCGUCGUCGCCGAUGCUGUCGCUUUGCCCACCUUCCUUGCGGAUGCCCUUGAAACCGCCAAGGGUAGCAAGACUGAUGCCGCCGUUCCCACCUACUAGAUCUACCCAUCCAAUCCCCACAUGUAUAGUGUUUGCAAUUUAGAAUGAACGAUGUUCAUGAUUGUCGUACGUCCAGCGAGCCUUUGUUCAUCUAUGACUUCGUUUUUUCUGCUUCAUCGACCAGAUUCUCGACUUCCUGCUCGGUGAACCGGUGGAAAAGCUUCUUCGGUUCGGAGAGUUGAUCCUUGAGGGCAGCUUGGACAUGGAGAACCGGGACAUCAAAUUCGUAGACGUCCUUCCAGGACUUAUUCUCGGGGGCCAUAAUGUCCAAUUCGGAGUAAUCAAACGGCCUCCGCUUGUGUAGCUGGGUCACGGCGUGCUUGGCGGUGUCACAGAGCCCGCAGCCAGCGCGGGUGAAGAGCGUGACGCUAGCUUUUGCGAAGAGGGCUCUGGUGGGGAACAUAUUGCUUGCCCUGGACCGAAAGGGAUAUUUCAAUGAAGCUCGUUGUUGAU